CCUCAUUAGGUCUAACUUGAUGUUUGGGCGGUUGGGACGGAAAGACAAGUUUCCAUGUAGCCUCAUUCACUUUCUCAGUAUUUCCUCAGACGGAAGUACAGGUGCCAAGUGGAGCACACGCCUUAACAAUGGUGCUUAAACAGUGUCAUUCGCGUUUCAAUGGUUUUCGAGUCAACCACACGGAAAAGUGGUACGACCUUUCUCAUAAUCAAGACACCAACUUUGCCCCAGCUCAGCCCUCGUCUAGCUCGGCAGCAUCACCGGGUGUACAGUGCGUCAUCACUCCGGCUUUUGGCGGCUGGGAAAAGCCGCUAUGGGGAAGGAGACGAACUCCGGGACUGAAGGUUAUGCAUCUCUCUGCAGUGACACACAUUUCCGGAAGAGAGCUGAGUACCUCCAUCAGAAACUUCCAGUACGAUUUGAAAGCAUUCGAACCAAAGUCUGAAGGCGGGAAGCGUUUUUUUGACACGCACGCGGUGGUCCGACUCUUUGAAGAAAACGGCUUCACUACUCAGCAGGCUGAGGUGUUGGUGAAGAUACUGUUGAGGAUGACAAACUCUAACAUGGACGUCAUCUACAAUGACAUGGUAACCAAAGUGCAGCAGGAGAUCAUGUUGCAGCGUGUCAUGUCUCAAAUUGCGUCUGUAAAGAAGGACAUGAUCAUCCUCGAGAAGAGCGAGUUCUCUACUUUACUGGCAGAGAACGAGAAACUCAAAAUCCAGUUACUGCAGCUCAAAGUCCAGCUGUGUGAUGUCAUGAAUAAAGUGCGCUCAGACACAAUUUUAGACAUGAAUUUGGAGAAAAGUCGUGUAAAAGAAUUGAAAGCAGAGCAUGAGAAGAUGCUUCUGGAGACGCGAACUGAAAUUAUGGAGAUGACUGCAGAGCAAGAUCGUCAUUUAACUCAGGUUAACAUGAAAAUAGACACCGAAGUGGCUGGUUUGAAAACCAUGUUAGAGUCUCAUAAGCUGGAUACCAUAAAAUACCUUGCAGGUUCAGUGUUCACCUGUCUCACUGUGAUCCUGGGUUUCUAUCGUAUUUGGAUGUGAGCAAGACUAUGACUUUGAUUUUCACAUAACCCCUGGUAACACUUGAACUUUCAAUGAACCAUGUUAAUCUAACAAAUCUCUUUCACAUCGGAAAGUUUGCAUUUGUUAGUGUAAUCUUAUUCCAUCAGAUGCAAAGAAUUUAUUAAGUGGAGUUGUUGUUUAUUGCUGCUGGAAACAUGGUCGAUAACUAUACUCAUUAAAAGUCAAAUUUUAGAUGGGAAUUUAUGGCCCAUUAAAGAAACUCUCUGUUUAAAAAUGUUUUUUAUCCAGAUAAAGCUGUUUGAAACUUAGACUUUUUAAAAAUGUGUUUAUCUUGUAUAUGUGUGUAACAAGCUGCAGAUACUCGAGAGAAGAUCAAGAGAAUGAGCGGGUCGGUGUGAAGCCAACGUGACUAAUUAACUGAUGUUAUUCGAAUAAAAUAUAUUGUCAACCAGUGUGAACUUUGUGCCAACAAAUGAAGUAUCUCUUUCUGUUGAUGGCUCUGUGUAAUAAUCCUUUAUGUAUGUGUAUCGCAACUCAGUGAGCUGGAAGUGUGUUUGCUACUUACUAUAUGUACUACUAAAAUACAGUACUGAAAAAUCA
Molecule: messenger RNA, 1628 nt
Organism: Scatophagus argus
Lineage: Eukaryota; Metazoa; Chordata; Actinopteri; Scatophagidae
Gene: mcur1
Product: mitochondrial calcium uniporter regulator 1
Exons: 9
Coding region: 129-1046 (305 amino acids)
Biological process (GO): calcium import into the mitochondrion; positive regulation of mitochondrial calcium ion concentration
Cellular component (GO): mitochondrial inner membrane; mitochondrion
Source: RefSeq, a predicted model, not a curated record